Anopheles arabiensis is the source of this 3481-nucleotide messenger RNA. RefSeq lists its product as uncharacterized. Gene Ontology annotation, biological process: proteolysis. Gene Ontology annotation, molecular function: aspartic-type endopeptidase activity. The transcript is spliced from 2 exons. Lineage: Eukaryota; Metazoa; Arthropoda; Insecta; Diptera; Culicidae. The coding region runs from base 2004 to 3431 and encodes 475 amino acids. The record is from RefSeq and is a predicted model, not a curated record.
UCGAGGAUUAUAUAGACAUGUUCAGCGAGUUUUAGAUUCGUUCAGGCAUAUAAUAGACUCUUUCAGCGAGAUAUACAAGCCUAUUAUAUUGCGUUCGGCAUUCGAGAAGAUUCACUCGCACGUUCAUUAUGUUCAUUUUCGUAUCGUUUUGCUAGCAACGUUCCGCUUCGAGUAACUCAUCGGCAGAUUCGAGUCGACGAAGUAAAAAUCGGUACUGUAUUGCUCGAACAGGAAGGUGCAUGCGACAGAUUUUCUGCCGACAGCUCAAGCUGUCGGAAACGCGCAAAUUUAAACUCACAAAGAAUUUAAGUCACUGUCUAUGUGUGUAAUUGAGUUUGACAUAAGUUUAUUAACAUUCUCAUCACUCAUAUUUAUCCCAUUUUCAACAAAAUUAUGGUAAAAAAUGAUUUUAAAGAAGUGCUGAAUCCGUUUGUUUACACUCACUCCGACCGCCGAUUGCUUCGACCAACUGUCAAACACACAGAUGCUAGAACAAAAAUGUCGACGAAACUUUCAUCAAUACGAAUGGUGAAAACGAUACCGGCUCGACUCGAGUGCUUCCGACGGAAUCUAAUGUCAUUCGAGUAAAAUAGUAGGUCUGAUAGAAAUGUUCGGAAGUAGGCGUUGACAUGUUCAGCAAAUCUGUAGUGCUGUCAUUUGUUUUGUUUACACCCUGUGCCGCAGCGAUUAAUUUUUCAUUCUUAAAUGUCCUAAAAAUAGCCAAAAAUCAUUCCCCAAGCUGUUUAAUACAUGAUUUCAUUGAAACAAACAUAUUUUUCGAAACCGUUUGUUUACCUCCUGAUGAGGACAGUGGCGGAUUUAACGGAACGCGGACUGAGCAGCCGCUGAGGCCCCGUCUAUUUAGGGGCCCCGUGGAUGGUAAUACCAGCAUAUACAACAAUGUGUACUGUAGUCUCAUCCAGAACUUUUGUGCCCAAUAGGGGCCCCAUGGACGAAGAAACUCAUGCUUGGUGUUUGGUACAUGGUGUCUAAAAACGAUAUCGAGCUAGCCCUUGUUAUUUUUUAUUUUAACGUUUCAUAGACUUGAAAAAACGAUCAUAUAAUUCGUAAUUCGUUGUUAGGCAGUGUGUUAGAUUGUCGUCAAGAAGUUUGUGAUCUAGGCGUUACACUGGACUUCAGUUUAAAUUUCCCGAAUUGCACUACGAUGAUAAACACAAUAGAGGCAAUACAACGGUAGUUUACAAGACUUGCUUUAAAAUACGACCAAUUCAGAGGACUCACAACCAUGCCAAGUUAUCGCUCACAUUACCUUCUGCUUGGUCUACAGACGCUCGAGCAUCGUUUUAGGUAAACAAAUGUGUAUUUGUUGCUAAAAUAUUUUAAAAAAAAUACGAAUUAGACGUUGUAUAUUAGAGAAGAGCAACAUCUACGUGCCUUCGAGACCUCUUCGCUCUCGUAACUUGCUUGUUGAUGAGAGCAGGCGUACUUUAUAUGGAUACUGUUUGGAUUUGAAUUUAUCAUACAUUUUGUUUAGGAGAAUUUGCUGUUUGGGUCAUAUUUUGACAGCUCAGUGAGGGAUACAGUUCCGAUCCGCACGGAAUGAUCGAUUCCGCGGUGACGCUCAUCACUACCAAUUUUUUGUAAGGAGAAGACAGACGCUUCGUGAACUCGAGAAGAGAAAGACGUACUUGUGCGCAACACUUAAAACACCACGGAUAUUGUUCAGCCAUUUUUUCUUUAACUUCACUAAAACUUUGUAAUUUGUAACACAACGUAGGACUAUAAUAAAACUAGCAAACGUAAUCAAACCCGUAUAAACAGAUACUGUUGGGUAACCGUCACAUCUCUUCUCACCAAGUUUCGACAUCUUGGUUGAAACGUCAGUUGUCAAAUGUCGCUUCGUGUAUUCAACUCACUUUGUCUUGCGAACUCAACAAUAAAGCAAGCACAUUGUCUCGAAAUAUACAACAAGUGGCGACGAGGAUCGUGAAAAGUUUAUUAAAACUUGUAAACACCCCAGCAAAGCCUCAGCAUUAGCCAAAAUGUCACAUCCACCAGCAGGACCAGCAGGUCAAACAGAAAAUUUGAGCAAAGAUGCUUUGCUUCAGAUUCUUCAAAACCAGCAGCAGCUGAUGAACAAAAUGGCGGAACAGAUGGAUAGCAUGUGGCUAAACUCGCAAACGACGCUUAGCAGUGAGCUCAUCUUGGACUCGCUAUCGACAAACAUUACGGAGUUCGUGUACGACGUAGAUAAAGGUCAUUCUUUUAAUGCAUGGUUUUCACGGUAUGCAGAUUUAUUUGAGAAAGAUGCCGAAAAACUUGACGACAGUGCGAAGGUUAGACUUCUCCUACGGAAACUUAACCCAGCAGCGCACGAACGGUACACGUCUUUCAUCCUACCAAAGCUGUCAAAAGAGUUCUCUUUCGACGAGACGGUUGCUAAACUCAAAACCAUUUUUGGUAGUGCAGUAUCCACAUUUCAUCGACGGUAUCAAUGUCUCCAAACAAUUAAAGAAGAAAGCGAAGAUUAUAUUACAUACUCGUGCAGAGUAAACAAAGCAUGUGUCGAUUUCAAGCUGCAAGAGCUGAAAGAGGAACAGUUCAAAUCCCUCAUCUUCGUUUGUGGACUCAAAUCACAGAAAGAUGCAGACAUUCGAAUGCGCCUUUUGUCCAAAAUCAAUGAGACACAAGACAUUACAUUGGAGAAAAUAGUAGAAGAGUGCACAAGUUUGAUGAACUUAAAAAGGGACACUUCGCUUAUCGAAUCAACUAUUACUACUCCAGUCGCAACAUCACAAGCAGUACGGAAAAAUGAUUCUCAAAGUUACUAUCGCAAGGCGGGAAAGCACGGUGAAAAAAGAUCAGCGACACCAAAAACACCAUGUUGGUCAUGUGGAGGAAUGCAUUUUUCCAAUUUAUGCGAAUACAAACAACACAAAUGCAAUGAUUGCGGGCGGACAGGACACAAGGAAGGUUAUUGUGCAUGUUUUUCGCCAAAAUUACCCGUCAAACCACAGCAACAGCGAACAUCUAAUAUAGUUACCGUCAAUGCAUUGAACCGAGGUCGGCGUUACGUGGAAACUAUCAUCAACGGAGUUCCAGUCAUGUUACAACUAGAUUCUGGGUCUGACAUCACCAUAAUAUCCCAGCAAAACUGGAAGAACAUCGGAACACCAUCGACAGCACCACCUGACUGCCAAGUUAAAACAGCUUCCGGGGAUAGUUUAGACAUCGAAGCAAUGUGUCGUGCUACAUUCAUUCUCAACGGAACACAAAAAGAAGGUGAGGGUUAUGUGUGUCGCGCUAACAUACCCUUGAAUGUUUUAGGUGCUGACCUGAUGGAUGAAUUUGGACUAUGGGACAUACCUUUCUCAACAUUAUGCAACAAGGUUGAGCAACAGCCAGAUCAGCAGUGUAGCAUAGGUUCGACACCCGACACUAUUAGACUUAGCAAAUUAGAAUUAGAUUAGAAUAGCAAAGACACAAUUAUUAGUAUAACAUCCGCUAUAAUAAUCUGCAG